CUUUAUAUCCCUUGCUUUGUCUCGCUCAUGUUCUCCUUCUGAAAGCUUGAGUUAUUGAGCUUUUUGAAGAGGCUUGAGACAUGGAAGCAGUCCUUCAGACGAAAGGGCUCCUUUCUCUGCCUGCAAACCCUAGAACGAGAUUCUUAAGUCCAUCACUGGGGUUGAGAUGUCGUAUCAAUGCCAAGACCAAUGGAUCCCUUGGCGGAUUUUCUCUAUCCACUAAUGGGUUCCAAAGAUAUAUUGGCUCUGUGUCGAAAAAUCAUGGGUUUGGGGAGAAAGGUAGAAGUUUGCGUGUCUUCAGAGUAGAAGCAGCUGCUGCGGCUGGAGCAGAUGGGCAGCCAUUACUGGGUGAGGCGGAAAAGCCCAAGUUCUUGGGUAUCGAGCUUGUGACUCUCAAGAAAAUUAUCCCCCUUGGUUUGAUGUUCUUUUGUAUUCUAUUCAACUAUACAAUUCUCAGAGAUACAAAAGAUGUUUUGGUUGUCACGGCUAAAGGGAGCAGUGCAGAGAUUAUACCAUUUCUGAAGACUUGGGUGAAUUUGCCUAUGGCGAUUGGGUUCAUGCUCUUAUACACCAAGCUUGCUAAUGUAUUGUCUAAGCAGGCUCUCUUCUAUACCGUUAUCCUUCCCUUCAUCGCCUUCUUUGGAGCAUUCGGAUUUGUUCUAUACCCACUUAGCAAUGUAUUCCACCCAACAGCCCUCGCGGAUAAGCUUGUGGCAGAGCUCGGCCCGAGGUUCGUUGGCCCCGUUGCAAUCCUGAGGAUUUGGAGCUUCUGUUUGUUCUAUGUCAUGGCUGAGCUAUGGGGGAGUGUGGUGAUUUCAGUUUUAUUUUGGGGUUUGGCCAACCAGAUUACUACUGUUGACGAAGCAAAAAGAUUCUACCCAUUGUUUGGUCUUGGAGCAAACGUGGCCCUUGUUUUCUCGGGGCGAACUGUGAAGUACUUUUCAAAUAUGAGAAAGAACUUGGGUCCUGGAGUUGAUGGAUGGGCCGUUUCCCUGAGAGGAAUGAUGGGUAUCGUGGUUAUGAUGGGCCUUACAAUCUGUUUUCUCUACUGGUGGGUUAAUACUUUUGUUCCUCUUCCAACACGUACCAGUAAGAAGAAGGCGAAGCCGAAAAUGGGUACAAUGGAAAGCUUGAAAUUCUUAGUUUCCUCAAGAUAUGUGAGGGACCUAGCCACCUUGGUGGUUGCUUAUGGUAUUAGCAUCAACCUCGUUGAAGUCACGUGGAAAUCAAAGCUCAAGGCUCAGUUUCCCAGUCCUAAUGAGUAUUCGUCAUUCAUGGGUGAUUUCUCGACUGCUACUGGGAUUGCAACUUUCACCAUGAUGUUGUUAAGUCAAUGGAUAUUUGACAAAUAUGGGUGGGGAGUUGCAGCCAAAAUCACACCCUCUGUGCUACUACUCACAGGAGUUGGCUUCUUCUCUCUCAUUUUAUUUGGUGAUCCACUGGCACCCAUUAUUGGGAAGCUUGGAAUGACUCCUCUACUUGCAGCCGUGUAUAUUGGUGCCAUGCAGAACAUUUUCAGUAAGAGUGCAAAGUACAGUUUAUUUGAUCCUUGCAAAGAAAUGGCUUACAUUCCUUUGGAUGAAGAAACAAAGGUUAAAGGGAAGGCAGCCAUUGAUGUUGUCUGCAACCCAUUGGGGAAGUCUGGGGGGGCUUUGAUCCAGCAGUUCAUGAUAUUGACAUUUGGGUCUCUGGCAAAUUCAACUCCCUAUCUUGGAGGAGUAUUGUUGGUCAUUGUUUUCGCAUGGUUAGCAGCUGCAAGGUCUCUGGAUGCUCAGUUCACUACAUUGCGUAGGGAGGAAGAACUAGAGGAGGAAAUGGAGAAGAGAGCAGCUGUUAAGAUACCAGUGCUGGCUGAAAAGGAUACUAAUGCAGCUGUUGGGAGUGGGAAUGGGCCUCUUGCAUCCGGAUCAGCUUUGAAUCAGAAAGCAGGUGAUGGCCCCAGCAGUUAAUCUGGAACCACCACACCGCGCAGUAUCUAAUUGAUAAUAUUAUUUGGGGACCAGAUGAUGAGAAAUAUAUGUAGUGAGUCGAUUGAUAGGAGUAGAACAUUGUUCACGUGUGGAUGAAAUAAUCAGACUUUUGUCAGUUAAGCAACUGAUUAUUUUAGAUCCUUUUUUGGUAUGUCAUAAAAUGAAUAGUUGAUUAUUCUUGGUUUUA
Telopea speciosissima is the source of this 2157-nucleotide messenger RNA. Its product is annotated as plastidic ATP/ADP-transporter-like. Bases 81 to 1949 code for a protein of 622 amino acids. The transcript has 5 exons. Gene Ontology annotation, molecular function: ATP:ADP antiporter activity. The record is from RefSeq and is a predicted model, not a curated record. NCBI's taxonomy places the organism in Eukaryota, Viridiplantae, Streptophyta, Magnoliopsida, Proteales, Proteaceae. Gene Ontology annotation, cellular component: membrane. Gene Ontology annotation, biological process: nucleotide transport.